Molecule: messenger RNA, 5026 nt
Organism: Corythoichthys intestinalis (scribbled pipefish)
Lineage: Eukaryota; Metazoa; Chordata; Actinopteri; Syngnathiformes; Syngnathidae
Gene: grm2b
Product: glutamate receptor, metabotropic 2b
Exons: 6
Coding region: 866-3547 (893 amino acids)
Biological process (GO): regulation of synaptic transmission, glutamatergic; G protein-coupled glutamate receptor signaling pathway
Cellular component (GO): plasma membrane
Molecular function (GO): group II metabotropic glutamate receptor activity
Source: RefSeq, a predicted model, not a curated record
AAAGAGAAAACUUGAAUAAAUAGACAACUAAAAGAUGAAUAGCCCAAUACCCUUCAGCAUUUAAAGUGCAUGCCCCACUCAACUCGAGUGUUUGGGUUUCAAUGAGGUUUCCAGUCCUUUAUAAAAGGUCUCCUAUUGUAUUACCAAAUUGAGUUUAAUCAACCCUCCCGUGCAUUUGUUCAAAUAAGAGUGGAAACAAAAGGCUGGAAUAUUUUCUUUUCUAAUUUAAUUCUCUUCAUUGUGUUUUCAUGAAAUUGUUCCUGCUCACCGAGCUUCUUCCCGCGCCUGGUGUCGUGAGUGUAACUCGUUUGGGGGCUGCUAACAGGCGGGAGCGCGCAGCGUGGUCGCGUUGCGCUCAUUGAAGCAGCACAGGCGCGUCCGUGUUGCACCACAAGCGAGAUUCUUCCACUCCCUCUUGUUUGAAGUUCUUUUUGACCAGUACCCGGCAAGAAAAGCUCCUGAAAUACUUUAUAAAACGCCACUUUAGUCACACGUCUAGUGCGGUUCAUCUCUGAAGCCCCCGGCGUCAACCAGAGCGUCUUUUCUGCGCUCGUCUGGACCUGGCUGUUCCGGGGGUCUGACGGCUGGCAAGUUGGGAGGCACGCAGGAGUUUUGCCAGUGUGACCAAACACUUCAGAACCAAGGACAGAUCCAAACAACAGCCUGGCAAACAGGUUCCAAAGAGGACAAAUUCUCCACGCUGUGCGUUCUCGCGGUGCGUUCACAGUCAACAAGGACAGCUGCAAACCAACAACAUUUUAGAUAGUGUCCAACAUGCUGUGUCCAGUGUCAAAAGACUGCCACUUUCUGUGAACUACUGCCUUCAUUCCCGUUGCUACACUUUACUCAACAACCUGGUCUCGCCAUGCUGAGUGUCACACUCCGCCUCAGAUCGUCGGCUAUUCCAGCACCUUCCUAUUGGCCUCUCCACAUCUUGUUGCUGGAGUUACUGGUACCGGGGAGCUUGCCCAGCAUGUCCAGACACCCUCCAGCCGCCAAGCGCGAGAUCCUCAUAGAUGGCGACUUGGUGAUCGGGGGCCUAUUCCCGGUGCACCACAAAGGCGAAGGGACAGAGGACUGUGGUAAAAUUAACGCAGAGAGAGGUAUCCAAAGACUGGAGGCCAUGCUCCUAGCGCUCGACGAGAUUAACUCUAGUGAUCGCAUCCUUCCUGGACUUCAGCUGGGGGCGCACAUCCUUGACACCUGCUCAAAGGACACCUAUGCCCUGGAGCAGUCGCUGGAUUUCGUCAGGGCAUCCCUCACCAAGGUGCACGACCCAGGCUUCAUCUGCCCGGAUGGCUCUCGACCCAUCCAGAACGAGGUCCCACUGGCUAUUUCGGGAGUCAUCGGAGGAUCCUACAGUGACGUUUCCAUCCAGGUGGCCAACCUCCUGCGACUUUUCCAGAUCCCUCAGAUUAGCUACGCCUCCACCAGUGCCAAGUUAAGUGAUAAAUCUCGAUAUGACUACUUCGCUCGCACAGUGCCUGCAGACUUCUACCAGGCCAAAGCCAUGGCAGAGAUCCUGCGUUAUUUCAACUGGACCUACGUGUCAACUGUAGCAUCGGAGGGCGACUACGGCGAGACCGGCAUCGACGCCUUCCAGCAGGAAGCCCGUUCUCAUCAAAUCUGCAUCGCCACCUCAGCCAAGGUGAGCCGCUCCAUGAACCGCCAGGGCUUUGAGAAUGUCAUCCGCUCCCUGCAGCAAAAGUCCAACGCCAAAGUGGUCAUCAUGUUCACCCGCAGUGAAGAUGCCCGGGAGUUACUGGUGGCUGCCGCUCGCAUGAAAGUUACCUUCAUUUGGGUGGCCAGUGAUGGCUGGGGGGCACAGGAGAGUGUGGUGAGGGGCAGCGAGAUGGCAGCAGAUGGUGCUUUCACCAUUGAGCUGGCCUCCUACCCAAUCAGGGAAUUUGAAGAUUACUUUACCAAACUGAAUCCAUACACCAACAACAGGAACCCGUGGUUCAGAGAGUUCUGGGAGCACCGCUUUGGUUGCAGCCUCCAGGAACACGGAUGCAGCGACCAUAGCCUGAGAGACGGAACGUUUGAGCAGGAAUCCAAGAUCAUGUUUGUCGUCAACGCAGUCUAUGCCAUGGCUUACGCCCUACACAACAUGCGGCAGGCGGUGUGCUCCAACACAUCUAAAGUCUGUGAAGCAAUGAAACCAGGCAAUGGUAAAAGAUUCUACAAGGAGUUCAUCUUAAAGACCAAGUUUGAAGCUCCAUUUCGACCUGUUGACACGGAGAACAUGGUGCGUUUCGACUCGGUCGGCGACAGCAUCAGCCGCUACAACAUCUUCCACUACCAUAAAGAUGAUGGAAAGUUUGUCUACAAGAAGGUCGGCUACUGGGACCAAAAUCUGACCCUGAACACUACUCUGGUAAGCUGGCGCGGCAUCUCACCGCCUACCUCCCAGUGUAGCGACCCCUGUAAAAAAAAUGAGGUGAAGAGCAUGCAGCCCGGAGAUGUGUGCUGCUGGAUCUGCAUUCCGUGCCAACCCUAUCAGUACCUACAAGAUGAGUUCACCUGUGCCGAUUGCGGCUUUGGUCAGUGGCCUCUCGGCAAUCUCACAGGUUGCUACGAUUUGCCCGAAGAGUACAUCCGUUGGGAGGACGCGUGGGCCAUCGGGCCUGUUACCAUCUCCUGCUUGGGAAUAAUGUGCACCCUGUCAGUUGUGGGUCUUUUCUUCAAACACAACGAGACACCCGUGGUGAAGGCGAGCGGGCGGGAGCUUUCCUACAUCCUCCUCCUAGGAGUCCUAAUGUGCUACAGCAUGACGUUCAUAUACAUCGCCAAACCUUCCACCGCUGUUUGUACCUUGCGCCGACUGGGCUUGGGCGCAUCAUUCGCAGUGUGCUACUCGGCCCUCCUCACCAAGACCAACCGGAUUGCUCGCAUUUUCAGCGGCGUGAAGGAUGGCGCCCAGCGGCCGCGCUUCAUCAGCCCGGCCUCCCAAGUGGCGAUAUGCGGAGCCCUUAUCUCUUGUCAGCUGCUGGUGGCCGUCAUCUGGCUGCUGGUGGAGGUGCCUGGCGUGAGGAAGGAGGUGAGCCCAGAUCGACGAGAUGUGGUCACCCUCAAGUGCAAUAGCAGGGACUCCAGCAUGCUCAUGUCGCUUACCUACAACUGCGUCCUCAUCGUCCUCUGCACCGUCUACGCCUUCAAGACGCGGAAGUGCCCCGAAAACUUCAACGAGGCCAAGUUCAUCGGCUUUACCAUGUACACCACUUGCAUCAUCUGGCUCGCCUUCCAGCCCAUCUUCUACGUCACAGCCAGUGACUACAGGGUCCAGACCACCACCAUGUGCAUCUCUGUCAGUCUGAGUGGCUCCGUGGUCCUGGGCUGCCUAUUUGCUCCCAAGAUCCACAUCAUCCUGUUCCAGCCUCAGAAGAACGUGACCUCGCUGAGGGUCACCGCCAAUCGCUUCAGUGCCACCGUAUCGGCCUCUGCAUCUGUUCCCAGUUCCAGUUACUCCAAAGGAUCAGCUUCCAACUAUGUGCCAGCAGUGUGUAAUGGCCGAGAAGUGGUGGACUCGACGACUUCUUCUUUGUGAGAGCAUCCCAAUGAAGGAAGCCAGGUCGCCGUGGCAUCCAGAAUGGCUGCAGAGACACUGCUGGGAGCGGAACCCAUGCUCACGAGUCCUACUUUGUACAGAUUUAAUAUGCUCUAUGUUGACUUCUUCGGUUUACACUUAGAUGACGUGGACAGUGGUUUGUGAAAAUUUAGUUAGAAAAUCAUACAAAACAUUAGGAGCUAUGCUGCUGGAAUCAUUGGUCCAAGGGUUAACUGUCACCAUUGUGGAACUUUUAUCAACUUUACAAGCAGUGUUGUAACAGUUUUAACAGUCAUAGUGUAAAAUAGAAGUUCACAGUUUAGAUAUAUUCUAGCAUUUUCAUGCUUAGGUUGUUCAUAUACUUUCAAAAUGAAAUGCCAUUUGAAUUGAAUUUUAAAAAUUUAAACAAAGCAUCAUGAAUGAACCAAUUUAAAAAAUUGCAAUUUUCUACCUGUUAGAAUGAAUGCAUUUUUUGUGUACAAAAUCCUAUUUAAUUCAUGUAAGAAAUGGCUCGUGAAACCUUGCGCCGUGCCUUGUCCUAAUUUGUCAUGUUGUGUGCAGCGAUACUGUAUUACAGCUGUUCCUAUAUCUUAUUGUACUUCCAGUAAUGUGAAUAUAUCAAAAGUUUGAAGUUAAAAAUGUUAAUUUUAACUUAGUCUUUAAAAAUGUGAGCAUCUUUAGAGAGUAUAUAAUGAAAACUACUGAGGAGAAUGUGCAGAGAAAAGUGUGUGCUUUCAUGUAACUAAUGUAAAUAAAAACAUUUUUUUGUAAUAUGAAAAUACAUACCAGAGUUGUAUUUUAACAUUUUUAAAGCAAGUGACAUGAGACGUCAUUGAAAAAUUAAGUAUCAAUUAGACUUACAGUAAGACCAGCUCAUUUCUCCAAGCAAAACUGAAUGUCUUGCUUCCAUUGAGAAGAUUAAGGGGCAUCCAGUGUAUUAUAUAUAUUACCGUAUUGGCCAGAAUAUAUGACGGCCCUGAUCAUAAGACGACGCCCUCUUUUUCAUAACUCGUUUGAAAAAAAGACUUUUUGAACACCAAAUUUUUAUACAGAACAUAAUUACAGUACAUCCGAAACAAAUGAUUAUAACAAUAUAUUUGCGAGAAAAAGCAUGUUAUUUUGCCUCAUUCAAAUCUUAAUAUCUGAACAUUUAAAUAUGUAAACUAAAAUGCAGUCACAUUCUUAAAUGAAUGGCUUGUGGUUUUUGAAAUGUAAAUAAACCAAUCUAUUGUGAUAAAUCAACAAAAUUGCAAUAACUGCAUUAACCAUCAAAGUGAAGUCUAACUGUAACUGUAGUCUUGAAACAAAUCUGAAUAAGGAAAAACAAUGCAAUAAAAUAAUGCAAACUGGUUAAGCUUGAGAGUAUCUCAGAUCUGUCAUGGCAGAACAUCGCUUCAAUGAUAUCUGGCACCAUCUAGCAUAGUGAAUGGGGAUAACGUCUAGACCUCGAAUAUAAGACGGCCCCUACUUUUUCAGUCU